Octodon degus (degu) is the source of this 210-nucleotide messenger RNA. Its product is annotated as keratin-associated protein 20-2-like. The coding region runs from base 1 to 210 and encodes 69 amino acids. NCBI's taxonomy places the organism in Eukaryota, Metazoa, Chordata, Mammalia, Rodentia, Octodontidae. The transcript has a single exon. The record is from RefSeq and is a predicted model, not a curated record.
AUGUGUUACUAUGGUAGUUACUAUGGCGGCCUGGGCUGUGGCUAUGGUGGCCUAGGCUGUGGCUAUGGCUGUGGCUAUGGCUAUGGUGGCUAUGGUGGCCUAGGCUGUGGCUAUGGCUGUGGCUAUGGCUAUGGUGGCUAUGGUGGCUGUGGUUAUGGCUGUUGCCGCCCCCUAUGCUGCAGAAGAUACUGGUCCUAUGGCUUCUACUGA